CACACGGAACGUCGCCCUCCACCGCAGCAGAGCGAGCCACGCCCUCGACUUAGAAUCCUUCUGGCUGGCUCAAGGGGACAGCUAGACCAAUUGCUCUUCCCGGCUGCUUCUGCGAAGCGUAGAGGACAGAUCCCCAGGGUUCUUGCUUCACCGACCCGCCCGCAUAGACCCUCUUAUACCUACACCCCGCCAUCCCACCCAGGCCAGCACCGGCUGUGCUGUUGUUCUUCUGCCACUUACAUCACAUCCAUCUGUGGCCAGGACUACACGCAAACGGCGUCCACGAACCAGUCCAGGGCCGCCCACGAUGGUGCCCGCCCUCUCCCUGCGCUCUGUAGCGCUCUGCGUGCUACUGGGCUUUUCGACAAACGUCUCCGCGAUAGCUGCCGUCCUCGGCAUCGACCUCGGAACAGAAUACAUCAAAGCCGCCCUCGUCAAACCAGGUAUCCCCCUCGACAUUGUCCUCACCAAGGACUCGCGCCGCAAAGAAAUUUCCGCCGUCACCUUCAAGCCGUCCAGAAGUGCUCUGGGCAAAGACGAGUACCCCGAGCGAGCCUACGGCUCCGAUGCCGUUGCGCUCUCCGCCCGCUUCCCCGGCGACGUCUAUCCCAACCUUAAGACUCUCCUCGGCCUCAGCACAGACCAUGAAAUCGCCGCCGAAUAUCUGGCCAAGCACCCCGCCCUCCAGGUCGAGGCACACAAGACACGGGGCACCGUCGCUUUCAAGAGCAAGGCCUUUUCCACAGAGGAGGAGGCCUGGAUGAUCGAGGAGCUGCUGGCCAUGGAGCUGCAGAGCAUCCAGCGCAAUGCCGAGGACAUGGCUGGUUCCGGGUCUUCUGUUCGCUCAGUCGUCAUCACUGUGCCCCCAUUCUUCACCAUCCAGGAGAAGAGGGCUGUAGAACUCGCUGCCGAGCUCGUCGGUCUCAAGGUCCUGUCCCUGAUUAGCGAUGGUCUGGCUGUUGGUCUGAACUACGCCACUAGCCGCACGUUCCCCACAGUCAGCGAUGGCCAGAAGCCCGAGCAGCACAUGGUGUUCGACAUGGGUGCUGGCUCGGCCAAGGCCACAAUCAUGAAGUUCCAAGGCCGUGUCGUGAAGGACGUCGGCAAGUUCAACAAGACUGUCCAGGAAAUCCAGGUUAUGGGCAGUGGCUGGGACAGGACUCUGGGUGGUGACUCUCUUAACUACCUGAUCGUGGAGGAUAUGCUGGCCAAGUUCGUCGAGUCCCCCGCCGCCAAGAAGGUCGGCGUUGCUGUAAAGGACGUGGAGGCUCAUGGCAGAGCCAUGGCCAAGCUCGUCAAGGAUGCUGAGAAGAUUCGCCACGUCCUGAGCGCCAACACCGAGACGUCGGCGAGCUUCGAGGGUCUCUACGAGGACAUCGAUUUCCGGUACAAGAUCACCCGUGCCGAUUUCGAGAAGUUGGCCGAGGCACAUGCUGAGCGUGUGGAUGCAGUCAUCAAGAAGGCCCUAGAAACUGCCGACUUGGACAUCUCGCAGCUUGACUCUAUCAUUCUCCACGGUGGCGCCUCUAGGACUCCUUUCGUCCAGAAGCAACUCGAGAAGAUUGCUGGAGCCGACAAGCUGCGCAGCAACGUCAACUCUGACGAAGCUGCUGUCUUUGGUGCCGGAUUCAGAGCUGCCGAGAUCAGCCCGAGCUUCCGUGUCAAGGAGAUUCGUGUAUUUGACGGUGCUUUCUACCCAGUUGGCAUUAAGUGGUCCAGCCCUCAUGGCCGACCCAACCAACAACGUCUCUGGAACCAGCGCUCACUUCUGGGUGCUGCACCCAAGGAAGUCACCUUCGCCAAUCACGCCGACUUCCCUGUCAGCUUCUUCCAACAACUGACCUCUUCCUCUGGCCUUGUUGAUCAGGAGAUGCAGGUGAUGACGACAAAGAACCUCACCGACUCAGUCGCGUCUCUCAUCGAGAAGAAUGGCUGCGCCGAUGCCGACAUUCAAUUCAAGGUUCAGCUCAAACUGAACAUGGUUGACGGCGAUGUCGAAGUUGUCAGAGCUGCUGUAGAGUGCGAGGCCGACGCCGAGAAGGAAGGCAUCAUGGACGGUGUCAAGAACCUCUUUGGCUUUGGUAAGAAGGACCAGCAGCCUCUCAAGGAGGGUGAAAAGGCCGAGGCCGUUGAAUCGGAAUCGGCCACAGAGUCUGCCGAGUCUGCCGAGUCCUCCUCCACCGAGAGCUCCUCCACUACUGGGACUUCUUCUGGAACCGCGGCUGCUGCCGAGAGCAGCCCGGCAGCCAAGAAGAAGGUGACUGUUGUGAUACCUGUCGACUUCACCCUUGAGAAGACUGGAGCUCCCGAGUUGUCGAAGACCGAGUUUACCACUGCAAAGAAUCGCCUCAAGGCAUUCGAGUCUUCUGACCGGGCACGUCGUCUUCGUGAAGAGACUCUGAACCAGCUUGAAGGCUUCACCUACAAGAUUCGCGACCUGCUCGAGAAGGAGGACUUUAUUGCGGCCUCUACCGAUAAGGAGCGCACCCUACUGGAGAAGAAAGCCCACGACGCUAGCGAGUGGCUCUACGAAGACGGUGCCGAUGCCUCCCAUGACACGCUCCGCGCGCGCCUGAAGCAGUUGAAGGAUAUUGUCAACCCUAUCGAGAAGCGCGUGGGCGAGCUGGCCGAGCGUCCGCAGCUUGUCCAGAAAUUGCAGGAUGCCCUCAGCAGGACGAAUUCCUUCGUUGAGAACAUCAAGGAGAAGAUUGCCGAGGCUGAGGCCUAUGCUUCCUCUGUCAGCGCCAGCGUAGGCUCUUCCAGCACAUCCGAGGCAGAGUCCACUGUCACCUCUGCGCCAUCGGAAGAUGCCAGCAGUGCCGAAGGCGAUGCUUCCAGCUCGACCACUACAGCAAGCAGUGUCGUUGAUGACCGUGGUCCCAUCCCUCCUCUCUACACGCUGGAUGACCUCAAGGAGAUCACUGAGCUGGCUGAGUCUACUGCAAAGUGGCUUAAAGAGAAGCUGACGGCUCAAGACAAGCUGCCUGACACUGCGAACCCUGUCCUCCUGAUCAAGGAUAUUACCGAGAAGACCAAGCAGCUUGAGAAGGCCGGCAUGGAUCUUGCCAUGAAGAGCGUCAAGAACUUUGACAAGAAGAACAAGAAGAAGUCUAGUUCCACCAAGAAGUCCAAGACCAAGUCCAGCACCAAGACGGCGACUGGUGAGGGUUCCGCUCCUACCCUUGACUUUGAUAACUUGAAGGCCGAGGACCUUUUCCAGUUCAACGACAAGGGCGAGAGGAUAAACAAGGAGGAUAUGGAGGCGCUCCUGCAGAAAAUGAAGCAAUUCCAGGCGGAGAACAAGGAUGGUAAAGCAGAGGCUGAAACUGAGGCCGAGGCCGAGGCCGAGAAGCCCAGUCACGACGAGCUGUAAACAAAUUAGCAUAUAUAGACAGGCCAUGUGGCUUUGCAUAGCACCAUAUCUAGCGAUGAACUCAUGUCUCUUCUGUCCCUGAGCUAUGCAUCCAAUGUUUCUGUCUCGGUAUAUCGUCUGCUAGGUGUACAUCCUUUAUUUGUCA
Molecule: messenger RNA, 3518 nt
Organism: Microdochium trichocladiopsis
Lineage: Eukaryota; Fungi; Ascomycota; Sordariomycetes; Xylariales; Microdochiaceae
Product: Hsp70 protein-domain-containing protein
Exons: 1
Coding region: 308-3373 (1021 amino acids)
Biological process (GO): cellular response to hypoxia; negative regulation of hypoxia-induced intrinsic apoptotic signaling pathway; endoplasmic reticulum unfolded protein response
Cellular component (GO): endoplasmic reticulum chaperone complex
Molecular function (GO): ATP binding; ATP-dependent protein folding chaperone
Source: RefSeq, a predicted model, not a curated record